Clunio marinus is the source of this 232-nucleotide messenger RNA. The record is from the annotation of a GenBank genome assembly. NCBI's taxonomy places the organism in Eukaryota, Metazoa, Arthropoda, Insecta, Diptera, Chironomidae.
UGGAACUAAACUAAUGGAUGAGAGCGAUGCUAUUGGCUUGGCAAUCUACGACUUACCAUGGUAUCAAAUCAAAAAUUAUGAUGCAAGAAAAUAUUUGUUAUUGACACUACUUCGAUCGCAAAGGCCAAUCAAAAUCACAGCAGGAAAGUUUUUCCCUGUGAAUCUGCAGUCAUACUUUGGAGCUUUGAAAGCUGCUUACGCAUACUGCACCGUAUUGUUGGAGGCAAUAUAA